Oryzias latipes (Japanese medaka) is the source of this 3557-nucleotide messenger RNA. RefSeq names its product sperm associated antigen 1b (gene spag1b). Gene Ontology annotation, molecular function: protein binding. The record is from RefSeq and is a predicted model, not a curated record. Gene Ontology annotation, cellular component: cytosol. NCBI's taxonomy places the organism in Eukaryota, Metazoa, Chordata, Actinopteri, Beloniformes, Adrianichthyidae.
CAAGCUAGCAGCAAACACAAAAGCCUAAGUUGGGAGCAGGUGCUCCCUAUCAUGGCAGCAAAAAGCUACCGUUAAACUUACUGCAGUCAGCUCUACAGCCGUAAACUUUGUCCGCGGUGUCGUUCCCCUCCGGUUACAUUCCGUUCCCCUCUGUUGUGAAUGCCCACGCGGGCACCGCAGCUUUUUUAAAUUUGGAGCCCUCCGUUGACGGUGUCACGUGCUUCCGAUCGGCGCCGGAGGCUCCCCGAGUGCCGUCCCCAUGGCAACAGACUCUGCACAGGCAAACGCAGGCUAAGCUUGGACACCACUUUCCUCCUCAAAGGAUGACGUCCUCCUCUGUUGGUUGCACUCAUGGGGUUCCUGUGGAGCAUUUGGACUACAGCUACAUUGAAAAAUGCACAGAUGCAAAACACUUGGAGAAAAUUUUGAGGGAACUGAGAUCUGGCAAAGAGGGAUUUUAUCCACAUCUGAUUACAUUCUGUGAAAGUCACUUGGAGAGACUGAACCCCAAAAGCCGAGCUCUCUGGAGGGAAAACCCUGCAGGCACAGCAGCCAGCCUCUCCAAGGAUGAGUGGAGCCAGAUAGUCAGUGAGAUGAAGAUUUGGGAAGAGGAAACUAAAAAGUCUGAGGCUUCACUAAAACGGCACCCAGUUUGUGAUGACUCAACACCACCCGUUAGAGGUUCCAAAUGCUUUAUUCCACUCAACAAGAAAUUAAUUCCUGAAGAAGAGAAAACCCCCUCAAAGUGUGCCUUUCCCCCAGAAUAUCCAGGAUGCAUGAAGGCUGAAGGACAUGCUGCAUUGCUGUCUCAGGAGCAGAAGCUUCUUUUGGCAAAUUGUGAGCAGGACAAAGGGGAUGAAGCUUUCAGAACUAAAGAUUUUGAGGAGGCUGCUGCAAACUACUCCAGGAGCAUUUCUGUUUUGCCUUCUGUUGCCACAUACCAGAGCCAAGCCGAGGCAAAGAUCAACCUCAAGCACUGGCACAGGGCCAUGGCCGACUGUCAGCAUAUGCUGCAACUGGAACCAGGCAAUAUAAAUGCCCUGCUGUGCCGUGCUGCUGUCUAUGACCAUAUGGGUGAGUUCCAAAUGGCUUCUGAAGACCUGAGAGCUGUGCUAAAGGAUGAGCCAGCAAACGCUACAGCAACCCAACUUCUGUUGAAGAUCCAGAAGAAGGUGUCAGAACGUCCACCAGAUCAGCAGCACGACAGCAGAAGACUCUUCAUCCAUGAGGCAGGAGAUGAAGAGGGCAACCGCUCCCAAGAGAAACAACCCACUGCUCGUCCGGUUCAAGCAAGCCAGCCCGUGGGAGGGGAGGAGAAAUCAGUUGGUCCUGCCGAGAGGGGAGACAUGGGAAACUCUCAGAAAAAGCCCCACGGCAGAGGGAGCGGGGGUCCUCCGAGUGAGUCCUCCAGCUCCCCCCACGGAGGCAAGAAGAGCAAAGGAGGCAGCGCCGACAAGUACAGAGUCACGCCGGAGUCAAAGCUCGCCAACGGGUCCAGCAAAAGCUCUGAGUCACAGCGGGAGGAUCCGAGCAGCGGCAGAGCCACAGCUGCACAGAACGGCGGGGACGCAGUCAACCUGGAUGCCCCCUGCGGAGCCCUGCCGCCCCCCCUGGCCCGACUGAAGAACGAGGGGAACCUGUUGUUUAAAACAGGACAGUUUGCAGACGCACUGGACAAAUACUCCCAAGCCAUCCAGGGCUAUGCAGACUCAGGGAUUGACAGUCCACAGGAUCUGUGCAUCCUGUACUCUAACAGAGCAGCAUGCUUCCUGAAAGACGGCAACAGUCAGGACUGCAUAGAAGAUUGUACGCGAGUCCUGGAGCUGCAGCCAUUCUCCUUAAAGCCCCUCCUGCGGCGAGCUAUGGCUUAUGAGUCCCUGGAGCGCUAUCGAAGGGCCUACGUGGAUUACAAGACUGUCCUGCAGAUAGACAUUAGUGUGCAGGCAGCUCAAGACGGCGUCAGCAGAAUCACACGUAUGUUGAUGGAGCAGGACGGCCCAGAAUGGAGGGAGAAGCUUCCAGACAUCCCACCGGUGCCUCUUUCGGCUCAGCAGCACCGCAAGGUGGAGCCCGCCAGUGCCGAGGUCCUUCAGGCACGAGCAGAGAAGGCUGCAAGGGACGCAGAGAGAAGAGCCGAGGUUCUGUUUUCUGCUUUGAAGCAGGAAGGGAACGAUUUAGUGAAGAAAGCUCAGUACCAUCAGGCUGUGGGAAAGUACACAGAAUGUCUGAAGAUGAAGCCAGACCAGUGUGCCGUAUACACCAACAGAGCUCUGUGCUACUUGAAGCAGGAGAUGUUUACGGAGGCCAAGCAGGACUGUGAUGCAGCCCUGAAGCUGGAGCCCACCAAUAUGAAGGCUUUCUACAGGCGAGCCCUGGCCCACCGAGGCCUCAAGGACUAUUUGGCCUCCCGCUCUGACCUGCAGGAGGUGCUGCGCCUCGAUCCCAGUGUGCAGGAGGCUGAGAAGGAGCUGGAGGAGGUGACGCUGCUGCUCAGACAGAGUCCGCAGGACAAGCCCAGGAAGGUCGUCCCCAUCAGAGAGGUGGACAAUGAGGAAAAUGUGGCCGAUGUUUCCAACGCAGCGAGCAGCUGUACAGGAGAAGACCUCUCCAUCCACCUCCAUCCCUCCAGCGCCUUUGAAUUUUGUCAGGCUCUGAACGCAGCCCGCUGCAGCAAAAACACAGCCGCCUGCGCUGAAUUGCUGGCCUCCACCGCACCUCAGAGUCUUCCUCAGUUCCUUAGCAACCAGCUGGACGGACACACCAUCAGCUUCAUGAUGCAGGCGCUCGACUCCCAUUUACUGGAGAAAGAUCCUUACCUGGUUUACCGACACUUGAACCAGCUGCACAUGGUGGACAGGUUCAGGACAACACUCAUGCUGCUGGAGAAAGACGAGCGAGACCGCAUGAUGCAGCUGUUUGAGCGUCUGUCGGCUGUGGAGAGCACAGAGUUCAAUAAGAACGAUGUUCAAAAUUUGACCAACAAAUACAUCUGACUGUUGUGCAUGAGCUGCUCUCCCUCUUCUGGUGGAUCUAUGCAAACGAAGUGGGAACAUAAAGGAAGGAAGCUGCAGAGCGCGCCCUCAACAAUUCCCUGAACUGAUUUAGAAAGUGAGCUGUAAAUGAUCUGUGAUUGUUUGAGAUGAUCUAAGAGUUUAUUUUUCAAUUUUGAACAUUUGGCUAUGCAACUUUACUUCACACCAGCAUCAAAUGCAUGAACUGUGCAGCAGCAGGACUGAUGGGGGACCGUUUGAUUUUGUGGUGCAAAGUGCAAUGUUGGAGGUAAUGCAAGGCUGCAGACAGCCCCCUGCUCUGUCAGGUCCCAUCAGGACGACGUGCUUUCCAAAGAACUCAGCCACCAGUGUCGUCUUUAGAGAAGAGCCCUCAUGUUUCUGCUAAGAUCAGAGACAUGGUGAUGCUAAAUGGAACAGAGCUCAUUAAGACCCGUCUUGCAGGAUCUCCCCUUAUAAUAAAUUAACUGUUUAAUUAUAAAUAUUUGAAAGGUAUUUCUGUAUUCUCAUGAGAUAAUGUUGCAGGAAAACUAAACUGUUUUUAUUUAU